AUGCCUUCUCAACCUCCACCCUCGUAUCCCAAACUAGGUUACCCACUGCCUGAUCAAGAUCCUUAUGGCAUCAGUGUUUACCUCCCCACCUGGCGUGACACGCUGGGCUGGGCGAGUCGAGACCCUGCUGUGCUAGCGCAGCUGAAGACGGGUUAUCCGAGAUUCUUCAUUCCCCAUGUGGUGCGUGAGCUUGCAUCACGAUUGCUGCAGAAAGCCAAUCCAUUGUUAUCGGAUGCUCGGAUCGAUCAAUCAGAGGUUUGUGCGCUUCUGAUCGCAGGCCAUAGAUCGGCUUUGGAAUGUCAGGCAUACUUGCAGCGCUGUGGAAGUACGGAGAGUGUUGUGCUUCAUGCUACUUUAGCUGGAUCGAUUCAGAUGGUUUCACGGAGUCAAACACUCACUAAGGACAGUGUUAGCUACGACGAGCUUUAUUUAAUCACCCAUCCGGAAGAUCUGGCUUUGGAGGCAAAGGCAUUCUGGCAACACACUGGAUCUGGUAUUUCCAGCCGAUGCGCUGUCUACUGGUUGGAGUAUAAUUCCCCCAUGCCAAGGGAAAUCCCAAUGAAAGAGGCGGUUAAGGCAAUGUCUAUCCUCCACGAUCGAAUCGCUUCAUCGUUUAGUACAGACUCUAUCAAGGUUGCUCCUAGCGACGUGAUUCUAUACCCAACCGGCAUGUCUGCCAUCAGCCAAAGCGCAAAGGCCAUUCAAGACUGGCGUGGGAGAAAUGACAUCCGGGUUGCAGUGUUCGGCUUCCUCUAUGUCGACACCUUCAAAGUCCUAAGCAGGAUCCACGCCAUCGACUGCGUCCUAUAUGGCCAUGCAUCCUCCCAAAACCUAACUGCUCUGGAAAAUGACCUCGAAAAUGGAAUGAAGAUUGACGCUCUGUACACCGAAUUCCCCGGAAACCCCCUCCUCAACUCCGCAGAUCUGGACUAUCUCCACCAAUUAUCUACCCGCUAUGGAUUCCUCCUAGUAGUUGAUGAUACAGUCGGAACCGCUACCAACCUCGCUCUCUUCCCCAGCUGUGAUGUCAUCUGUACCAGUCUCACUAAGAUGUUCAGCGGUGGGUGUAAUGUGAUGGGCGGUAGUACAGCUCUCAACCUAAAGUCACCAUGGUAUAAUGAGAUACGACAGGCUUUUUCCCAGCAGCCCAACGAGCCAUACUUCCCACUCGACGUCCUCGUCAUGGAAAAGAAUAGUCGUGAUGUCGCCAACCGCGUUCGAAAGGCAAGCUCUAAUGCAGAAAACCUCGUCAACAUUCUUCGCUCCCACCAAACUGUCUCUGAAGUAUUCUAUCCAAAGGGUAUCGCAUCACAAUCCGUGUACGAUCGAUUCAAACGCCCAGGCGCCGGGUAUGGGUUCUUACUUUCGAUAACAUUUAGAACACCGUCCGCUGCGAAGGCUUUUCACGAUGCAUUACAUGUCGCCAAAGGGCCUAGUCUAGGGGCAAAAUUUACAUUAUGCUGUGCGUAUACGCUACUGGCACAUUUCAAAGAGUUAGAAUGGGCAGCCCAGUUUGGGGUUCAUGAGCAUUUGGUGAGGAUUAGUGUUGGUGUUGAGGAUCUGGAAUUGCUGAAAACUUUGACCUGUAACGCUCUAGAUGCAGCGGCCGCAGCAGCAGCAGCCGAAUAA
This is a messenger RNA of Penicillium verrucosum, 1629 nucleotides long. Its product is annotated as cystathionine beta-lyase. Gene Ontology annotation, molecular function: pyridoxal phosphate binding; cystathionine gamma-synthase activity. NCBI's taxonomy places the organism in Eukaryota, Fungi, Ascomycota, Eurotiomycetes, Eurotiales, Aspergillaceae. The record is from RefSeq and is a predicted model, not a curated record. Bases 1 to 1629 code for a protein of 542 amino acids. Gene Ontology annotation, biological process: transsulfuration. The transcript has 3 exons.